Megalops cyprinoides (Indo-Pacific tarpon) is the source of this 801-nucleotide messenger RNA. RefSeq names its product pancreas associated transcription factor 1a (gene ptf1a). NCBI's taxonomy places the organism in Eukaryota, Metazoa, Chordata, Actinopteri, Elopiformes, Megalopidae. The transcript is spliced from 2 exons. Gene Ontology annotation, molecular function: RNA polymerase II transcription regulatory region sequence-specific DNA binding; DNA-binding transcription factor activity, RNA polymerase II-specific; protein dimerization activity. Bases 1 to 801 code for a protein of 266 amino acids. The record is from RefSeq and is a predicted model, not a curated record. Gene Ontology annotation, biological process: developmental process; regulation of transcription by RNA polymerase II.
AUGGACACUGCCUUAGAUCAAUUCACGGGGCUGGACUCCUUCUCCUCCCCUUAUUUCGACGAAGACGAUUUUUUUACGGACCAGUCCUCGCGGGACCCUUUGGACGCGGACGAGUUCCUGGAAGACGAUGUGGACUUUCUCACAAGCCAAAUUCAAGAUUACUACGCGGACAACAGGACGCUGCACGACGGGGAGUACUGCGAUGUUGGCAACUUUUCGUUCUCCUCGUCUUCGUCCACCUUCUCCUACGGCUGCGCCGACAGCACUUCCGAGAUGUCCCCCCAGAUGCGGGGAGAAGGACCGCUGAUGAAGAGACGGAGGCGCAUGAGAUCCGAGGUCGAGAUGCAACAGUUGCGGCAGGCUGCUAACGUCCGAGAGCGCCGCAGAAUGCAAUCCAUCAACGACGCGUUUGAAGGACUAAGGUCUCACAUCCCCACCUUGCCAUAUGAAAAGAGACUUUCGAAAGUUGAUACUCUACGUCUAGCAAUAGGUUACAUCAACUUCCUCGCGGAGCUUGUGCAAUCUGACAUACCCAUCCGACAUCCAAAUGGUGACGCCUCUAACCAGCCCAAAAAAGUUAUUAUUUGCCACAGGGGAACAAGAUCUCCAUCGCCAAGUGACCCAGACUACGGGCUGCCUCCUCUCGCCGGACACUCUCUUUCCUGGACGGACGAGAAACAGCUGAAAGAGCAGAAUAUCAUUAGGAACGCUAAAGUAUGGACUCCAGAAGACCCUAGAAAGUUGCAUUUGAAAUCAUCUCUUAACAACAUCGAGAACGAGCCUCCAUUUGACUUUAUCUAA